AACCAAAGCUGUGCACAUUCCUUCAAGAAUCGAAAGCUUGUGCACGUUUCCACGGGUUUUGCCAUGAUUCCCACGAGGCUAUGAUCCAGCCAUCCAAGAUCCCAAUCUGGAAGCAAUCCCUCGUCGACCGACUGCGAAGAUGCGCCAGCAGCGGCGAGCUCGAAUCCGUCUACGCCUCCAUGAUCAAGAGGAGCGCGGACCAAGAUUGUUUCUUGAUGAACCAGCUCAUCUCCGCCGCUUCCGCCGCGCGCCACCCGGCCUUCGCCGUCACGGCCUUCGACUGCAUGGAGAGCCCCAACGCAUUCGUCUACAACGCCAUGAUCCGGUGCCUGGCGCACCGUGGUAUGCCAAUUAUGGCUCUCGAGUGUUACAGGUCCAUGCUGAGGGACGGCGUCCGCCCCACGAGCUACGCUCUUUCGUCGCUGGUCAAGGCUUGCGGCGCGGCGCGGGGUCUGGGGUUGGGCGAGAGCGUUCACGGGCACGCCUGGAGAAAUGGGUUCGACUCGCACGUGUUCGUGCGGACGGCUCUGAUCGAUUUGUAUGCGAAUUUCGGUAAAAUGAAGGAGUCGAGGAAGGUGUUCGAUGAAAUGCCCGAAAGAGAUGGUUUUGCAUGGACAGCGAUGGUCACAGCUCAUGCUCGUUCGAGCGACAUGAGCGCUGCCGGGGCGUUGUUUGAGGAAAUGCCCGAAAGAAAUGUGGCUGCUUGGAAUGCUAUGAUAGAUGGGUACGCGAGGUUGGGUAAUGUUGAGUUGGCCGAGUCGCUGUUUGAACGGAUGAUGGUAAGGGAUAUCAUCUCAUGGACGACUAUGAUCACUUGCUAUUCUCAGAACAAGCGAUUCGGAGAAGCAUUAACCAAGUUUCGAGAGAUGACUGCUCAUGGAAUUACCCCUGAUGAAGUGAGCAUUGCUGCCGUAAUUUCGGCUUGUGCUCAUCUUGGUGCACUAGACGCAGGGAAGGAAAUCCAUCAUUAUGCAAUGCAGCAUCGAUUCUGCAUUGAUGUUUAUAUUGGAUCUGCCUUGGUCGAUAUGUACGCCAAGUGUGGGAGCUUAGAUAGUUCCCUCGUGGUGUUUUACAAGUUGCGAGAGAAAAACCUCUUCUGUUGGAAUUCGGUUAUUGAAGGGCUUGCAAUGCAUGGUUAUGCAGAAGAUGCGCUUCAAAUGUUCAAGCUGAUGGGAAGAGAAAAGAUAGAGCCUAAUGGAGUGACAUUUGUUAGUGUUUUAAGUGCGUGCACUCAUGCCGGGCUAGUAGAUGAAGGCCGACUGUGGUUCCGUAGCAUGACUGAUGAUUAUAACAUCACUCCUGGGGUCGAACACUACGGAUGCAUGGUUGAUUUGUUGAGCAGAGCCGGAUUGCUGGAAGAUGCCCUUGAAUUGAUUCAGAAUAUGAAAGUCGAACCAAAUUCUGUUAUAUGGGGUGCAUUGCUUGGCGGGUGCAAGCUCCAUCGAAAUUUGGAGAUAGCUCAAGUUGCUGCUAAUGCAUUGAAGGUUUUGGAGCCAGAAAAUAGUGGGUAUCAGGCUCUUUUAGUUAAUAUGUACGCAGAAGUGAGUCGGUGGGGAGAGGUUGUGAGGAUCAGAGCAUCCAUGAAAGAACAGAGAGUGGAAAAGGACUGUCCAGGGGCUAGUUCGAUUGAAAUGGAAGGUGAGAUCCAUCAGUUUGCAGCUUCCGACAAAAAUCAUCCAGAUUCCAGCGAAAUUUAUUUGUUGCUGGAUGAAUUGGAUGGACAGCUGAAGCUGGCAGGGCACAGGGAGGAAAUUCAACAUUCAUUUCUUAUUUAGGGAACUCUUUGUAUACUAAGAAUUUCAGUUAUUACAGAUGCUCAAAGAGCUUUCACUUGAGUUGAUUA
Molecule: messenger RNA, 1843 nt
Organism: Eucalyptus grandis
Lineage: Eukaryota; Viridiplantae; Streptophyta; Magnoliopsida; Myrtales; Myrtaceae
Product: pentatricopeptide repeat-containing protein At1g06143
Exons: 1
Coding region: 81-1775 (564 amino acids)
Biological process (GO): RNA modification
Molecular function (GO): protein binding; RNA binding
Source: RefSeq, a predicted model, not a curated record